Molecule: messenger RNA, 7906 nt
Organism: Aplysia californica (California sea hare)
Lineage: Eukaryota; Metazoa; Mollusca; Gastropoda; Aplysiida; Aplysiidae
Exons: 6
Coding region: 4926-7688 (920 amino acids)
Cellular component (GO): membrane
Molecular function (GO): sucrose:proton symporter activity
Source: RefSeq, a predicted model, not a curated record
UCUAUGCUGUUACAAAAACAACACAACCGUUUCAGCGUUUUCUGGAUUCUUCGAAGCAUGGCGGAGGGAAGAAAAUCGGGGCAAAGACGUCAAUGAUGGAAUUUUCACGCGGACCUCAGAGAAAUUCGGAAACAGAAGCAAUGCGCCGUUCUUCUCCUUUGUCUGCAAAACGUGUCGCAAACCGAUUCCAUGGCGGAGUGAAAGGUCUUAUGGAAAGUACUAGAUCUAUAUAGGAGGUUAGCGAGUGGUUCGAUUGCCAUCAUCAAUGCCUGUUUCACCCUGAAUCAGAGUAUAGACCAGUGACGAACACUUUCUGCUCCCCCCUCUCUUGGUCCAGCUUCGUGACAUUUUCCAAUGUCUUUCCACUUUUCUGCAUAUCAUUCACUGUGACUCUUCUCCAGUUUCUGCGUUUGCCUUCUCCUUGACCUGCUGUUAUGUGGAUUUCAAUCCAACACUUCCUUUGUUAUUUAGCUGUCUGGCUCCCCGAGGUUAUGUCCAGUCACCGCAACCGUCUUUUUCUCACUUCACCUCCAAUUAGGCUCUGUUUUGUUCUCCUUUAUAUUUUCUCGUUGGUGAUCCUGUGUGUCCAUCUUAUCCAGAGUAGCUUUUCCAGACAGGCACUUGUUGAAGAAAACCUGUGUGGCGAUGCCUGCACACCAAACUGCUCGCACUGCACACUAAACUGUUCGCACUGCCGUGCACCAAAAAGAUCAAUGUUUGUACGUAGCCUAUGUUCUUGUCCUUCUUGUUUACUCUUCUCGACUUCAAUACACAUUCAGUCACUCAACUUUAUUCGUUCGUUAGUUUCUUGCCACAAUUGGUGACCCCGAUUGGUAAAACGUAUUUUUACCUUCAAUUCUUAGUAUUAUUCUGCAACACAUUCUUCCACAAUGGAUAUGACCGCUGCUGUUUCAUUAAACUUCCAACUCUCUGGCAAAACAGUGGUUUCUCCAGGCCGAAACGCAAUGAGCCCAUCGCAAUAUCACUCACUGCAGAUGAUACCCAAUAUUACUACGUCGUAUUGAUGUUGGACACAGAAGUUACCAAUCGGGCACUGUCAAUCCUUUCCAGACCACUGGGUGACAACAAAUACCUGACGUUUAAAAAGUGCUAACGGUUAGCCUAUGAGAAAACAGAAGAGGAAAGGGCAGCUGCACUGUUUAGCCUCUCCGGGUUGGGGGAUAGGAAGCCGUCAGAGCUGAUGAAUCAAAUGCUAGCUCUCCGUGGCCACCAAGGCCAUAUUACCUGUUCUGGCACAUCUUCUUGACCAAGCUGCCUGAGCAAGUCCUCAUCUGUACAUGUUGUCAACCAAUACCUAACUCGACUCCCCACUACCCCCGACGUUUGCUUCAGUCACAAAACGUUUGUAAAAACACGCAAGGAAAUGCAAUCCACCGUGCAAGUUCUACAAACGUCCAAACACCAAUGCCAACCAGGGAAACGAGUCGCUGGGCCAGCAGUAGCCUCGACAAUUGCUGGCCCGGAUACAAAUCAACAACUGUACACCACCAGUGAACUUUCUGGAUAUCACUUUCUGGUUGACACAUAAGCGCACGUUUCUCUGAUUCCAGCAACGAUGCUGGAACGUCACGUAGGCCCUUCGAAUGCUCCACUCCAGGCGGCGAACGGCACCCCUAUUCUCGCCAAUGGUACAAGCACUGCAUCACUACGAAUCAAAGGCCGAGAAUGCAACCCUCGCCUCGUACUUGCUGAUGUCAAGUACCCCCUCCUUGGACCAGAUUUCCUUCGUGCCCACAACCUCAUCGUCGACCUUCGCCGACAACAUCUGAUAGAGGCAGACACCACUACGUCUAUAUCGUGUUCCAUCCAAACAAAGAGCGUGCAACAACUCGCCAAGAUUGACCCCAAUUCAAAUUCCUUUUGAAAGAUUCUGAACAAAUUCCCAUCUAUCCUCCAAUCAACGUUCUCGUCCGAAGCCGUGAAAUAUGGAGUCAAACACCACAUCUCAACAACUGGUCCGACAGUUUUUGCCCGACCCAGGAGACUGGCUCCAGAUAAACUUGCAGCCGUCAAGAAGCAAUUCAUGGGAUAUGAGGAAAAAAGAAUAUUUCGGAAGUCCAACAGCCCAUGGGCAUCGCCAUUGCUUAUGAUUCCUAAAUCAGACGGUACGUGACGGCCUGUGGUGAUUACUGGCGGCUCAACGAGAGAACAGUUCCCGACCGCUACCACAUCCCACAUAUCCAGGAUAUCACAGCUCGUCUACAUGGCAAAACCAUAUUUUCAAAACUUGGCCUGGUCUGUAGGUACCAUCAAGUUCCUAUCCACCCUGAAGAUAUCCCCAAAAUAGCUGUGAUAACUCCAUUAGGUUUGUUCGAAUUCGUCCACAUGCCGUUUGGUCUAAAAAAAAGCGCAGCCCAGGCAUUCCAGAGACUGAUGGAUACAGUUCUACAAGGCACUGAUUGUGCCUUCGAUUACCUGGACGACAUUCUCAUUGUGAGAGGGGACGCCAACCAACACAAAGAGGGUAUUCAUGCAGUCUGUCCACGCUUGCAAGAUGCUGGUCUCAUCCUUCGCCUAGAGAAAAGUGCCUUUUUGGCGUCCAAUCCCAGAAGAUUCUGGGACACAGCGUUUCCAAACACGGCACUACCUCCCUCUCAUUGAAAGUCGAAGCCAUCAGAAAUUUUCCCAAACUAUUCACGUUGAAAGGUCUUCAAGAAUUCUUGGGGACGAUCAACUUUUACCAUCGCUCUCUUCCAAAGAUAGCUGACAUACUCCAACUCUUAAUGCAGCCCUGACAGGCACCAGUUCUAAGAAAACGUUGUGUUGGACAGAUGAAAUGCCGAAAGCAUUUCAAUCUUGCAAGAGAGCUCUUUCUAACGCCGCAAUACUCGUUCAUCCAGAUCCAAAAGCUGACCUCACCCUGUCUACCGACAUGUUUGACCUCGCCGACGGAACAGUCUUGGCAACCUCUUUGAUUUUUUAGCCGAAAGUUACACCCCCCUGGAGACUAAAUACAGUAUGUAUGACAGGUAGCUACUCGCCUUGUACCUUGCAUGCCGACACUUUCGCUACUCCCUUGAAGGAAGAACGUUCGUGGCUUACAUUGACCACAAACCUCUGGCUGAUGCCGUGAAAAAAGUAUCCGACCCCCAGUCUGUUCGGCAACAGCGACAACUCGCUUUUGUUUAUUGAAAUUACAACUGCUGUACUGCACAGAUACAUAGCCUAUCUCGCCCAAAUUAGAAGCUAUUCCGCUGGGCAUUGACUACACUGUCACGGCCAAAGCCCAAGACAACUGUGGAAGCAUCCAACAAACAAGCCUCCAAAUCGUCUCCAUGACAAUACAGGACAAUGGCCCAGUGUUACUUUGCGAUAUCACAACAUGAUAUCCAAGUCCUAUCGUUCCGUCAGGAUUCCAACGACUAGUUUUUGACACUUUGUCACAUCCAGGUAAAGAGGCCACCGGUAAGAUAAUCUCUAAAAAAUCCGUGUGGCAAGGAAUGUGGAAAAUGAUUUAUCUAUGGACAGGAGAAUGUAUCCACUGUCAAGCAUCAAAGAUACAAACACACACAAAAGCACCCCCCCCAAAAAAAAAGCUGAAAGUCCCAGAAAAGCGCUUCAGUCACACAAAUGUAAACCUGGUCAGUCUUCUUCCACCAUCAAAUGGUUUCACUCAUCUUUUUACAAUUAUUGACCGCACUACACGCUGGCGAGAGAUAAUAGUAAUACCAUUGCGGAGCACAACAGAAAAGGAUUGUGCUCAAGCCCUGAUCCAAGGAUAGAUUUCAAGAUAUGGGACACCAUAAGAUAUAUCUUCUGAUCGGGGAACCCAGUUCACCUCAUCCUUAUGGUCAGAGAUCGCGGAAAUUUGGGUGUCAGAUUGCAUAGAAAACUGUAUGUCACCCCCAUCCAACGGACUUGUGGAACGUUUUCAACGUAGUCUGAGAACAUCCCUUUAGGCACGCCUCUAGGCCCACAACUGGAUCGAUGAGAUACCGUGGACCUUGUUAGGUCUUCGGACUACCCCUGAGGAGGACAUCGGUGUUUCAUCAUCUAUGGUGAGGUGUUGACUGUCCCGGGUGAUUUUAUAUCCAGCGAGACCUAGCCAUAGUCAGCCCAGCAUUUUUUCAAUGUAACUGCACCUGAGAUCAGCUGUGAUGCAUCGAAACCUCUGCCGACAUUUGCAUAUUAUUAUUGUGUUCCUGGGUCCUAUGUCCCCAAUUCCCUCAAGCUUACAAAGUUAGUUUUCGUCAGAAAUGAUGCCAAUCGGGGACCCCUGCAACGCCAACAUGCUGGUCCCUACAAAGUUCGGUCGCAAGGCGAUAAAACCUUCAGGAUCAGAGUAGGCACACGGAUGGAUGUCGUGUCUAUUGACCGAUUGAAACCAGCUCAUACCGACAUGUUAGAGCCCUCGCCACUGGUCAUCUCAGGCCAACACGGCUGCCCACCAUCAAAGCCUCUCGAUCCAGUUGUGCCUUCUUCAUCCGUCACGUUCUGGACGUAAGGUUCGCAGACCUUUGCGGUUCUCACAAGCAGUUGCCUUAUCAUUGCUAGGGGGAGGUGUGUGGCGAUACUGCUUUCUCAGCCGUGCACCAAAAAGAUCCAUGGUUGUACGCAAGGGCGAAAAACUAUGAGGCAAGUAUAUUGAAAAUACAUUCUGGGUAGGAUUUCAAGAGAGUGACUGUGCAAAAAUCCACCACCGUUAAAACAACAUUUUUAUCCUCGCACUCAUAGUCACUCCCUGAAAUAUCGUCAUCUUCCUCACCGUCGCCUGCUUGUCACCGUAACUAUUGCCACCGUCACCGUCACGGUCACCGGCACCGCGACCACUGCCUCCCUCACCGCUACCGCCACCGCCACCGUCAUCUCCUGAACUACCUUACCGGUAGAAACUGAAUAUAAUCUGUUUGGAUCAACGUCAACACCAGCUGCACUAGCAGAGCUCGAAACCAACACAACUUGCUAUGGAGAAGCGCCAGGACAAACAGGAAAACGGGUUCGUUGGACGAAUAGAAGGAGGGGAAAAAGAACUUCAAAAAUGGUGGUCUAGAAAUAUGAACCAGCAGCAACAACAACAACAUAUUGACGGUGCGAAUGAAAGAGUAGACGAAGGAAAUAGAAACAGAGGAGUUCGAAGGAGCGAUAGAAAAGGAGAAAAUGGGAACGGAGGAGACAAAAGAAGAGCAGGAGAAGGAAAAGACGAUGGGGUGAGUCUGGGUAACCAGCUCCUUCUCUCAGCUGCCAGCUUUGGCGUGGAAAUGAUCGUUACUUUCCAAACCAUCUACGGCGUUCUCAGCCUCCAGUACCUGGGUGUCCCCAUGUACCUGGUCUCUGUCCAUGGUGUGGUCUGCGGCGUCAGCAGCCUGUUUAUCAUCCCUCUGAUUGGUCGCUUCACUGACUGUGGGAACAACACCAGGUUUCGGAAAGCAGUCGCUCUGUUCAUUGGGCUCGGUACGCUCCUGACAGCCGUGUCCUUGAUCUCUGCGUCCACAGUCUUCAAAAUACAAUCCGACACGGCAUCUGGAGUUGUGCAGAACGGAUCUAUAGAAACGACCAACGGCUCACACUGGAGUACUGUCAACACAGACUUGGAUCGUCAUCAAAUGGGCCGAAACAAAAGUAUGCCGUUUGAAAAAGGUACCCCGUCGAACUUGACAGCGUUUAGCUCUACAAGAGCUGUGUUUUUGGACCGAAUAGAAAUUGAAAGCGUAGACAGUUCGCAAAACAUUGGUUCCACAAUCAACCAUAGUGUGAUGUCACACUCAAGAGAUGCCCUGCCCAACGUGUCUGAUGUUCUUUCCGGGAGGGCCAAUACUCUCUCGCCUGACAAGUUGAAUGUUCUGCCCGACACGCUCAAUUUUCUCUCGAAUAUGCCCAAAAAUCUAUUAUAUACGUCCAGAAUCUUGCCCGGAGCUUACAGCGUUUUUAAAAACACAUCCAGCAUGUCGUCCAAUAUUUCCUUUACUCAUCCUGAUUCUUCCUAUAUCACAACAACAAUUGUGCCUGUUGACGACAUCUCCUCUGAAUUAUCGCACCUACCUGUUAGAGUUGUCUUAGCUAUUCUCGGAUUCGCUUUCUUAGCCUUGAGCUUUGGAGUCAGUAUGUCUCCCACCAGAGCAUUCAUCCUUGAGAUUGUUCCUUCCUGGCAACACUCUAGGAUCUUAGCUACGGCCACUGCGACGUCAUCCGUUGCCGGCAUGUGUCUGUCUGGAAUGGGUCUCCUCAACGUGCCGAAUCUGUUUGGGGCUGUUUUACAUAUUGACAGGAUGGCAGGAACCCUGCUGUUUGUAUGCAGUUUCACUGGGCUUUUCGCCACUUUAUCGUUUUCUAUAACCGUGUGUGCUGGCUUUUGGGUAAAAAAGACGAAAACAUCGGCAGAGAUGGACUCAGAAGAUCAUGUCGAGCAAGCUGGUCCUGAGGCCCCCGCCCGCCGUGGCUGUGCGGGCUGUUGUUUUAGUUCCUGCAAGCGGGGAAAUAAUAGUCAUGAAUAUAAAGAGAUUCCCACGGAGGAAGAUGUUUCAAUAAAGACGCACGAAGAUAAUUUUGGGAAUACUGCAGAGUCUAAAUCACGUAUAGAAAACGGAUACGACCAAAAUAGUAUACAUACUUCAUCUUUAGGAUUUACGCCAUCGCAGUAUUUUCCUGAUUACCAGGGUAGUCGGAAUGAUCAGCAGCUUGAACCAUCUCAUACAGCCAGCGAAAUAGGUGGAGAAGAGUAUGCUGAUUGCAUUUAUACACCCGAUGAUGUAGACUGGGAAUAUACUUUAUCUGACUCAGAUAUUACCGCCCAAGCUAUCUCUGCUCCCAACGAUAAUUUAGGAGACUUUUACCAACGGCAGAUUCACAAUAAAAAUAAUAUUCAAAUCGGUAAUAAAGCGAUCAGUCACGAGACCAAGACUUCUCAGGGUUGGCGUUUAAGCAACAGUUUUGAUCACUUUCAAAACAUUGUAUCGAAUACAUCUGAAGAGACUGUACCUUUUGUUUCGGUCAACGACAAGGAAAUAUCACCGAAAAACAACGCCAACCGGGCACACACGUCUUCAAGUAUCUCUGCUGGAUCAAACCUUUUCAAUAAGAGACUUGUCAUCCUUAUGAUUGCGUCCUUCUUUUCCUACGGCACUUUGGUGGCAUUUAAGUCCUUUGCAUCCAACUCUCUGACCAUCGCCGUAUAUAAAGGAGACCCCAAGGCCGCGCAAGGCUCGGAGGCCAGGGAAAACUAUGAACGUGGUCUGCGCAUGUGCUCUGUGGGUGUGUUCACUUACUACGUGGCCUAUUUCAUCCUGAGCUUUUGCAACAAAAAGAUUCUGGACAUUGCAGGUCCCCGCGCUCUGUUCAUCGUGGCCAACCUUCUGAUGACCGCAGCGUGUCUCGUGUUUGUCUAUACCAGCCAUCUCGCCGCCUACUUCUGUACCAUGUUGUUCUGUGGUCUUCACAAGAGUAUGAGCUACACGGUGCCUUUUCUUCUGGCCACGCAGUAUUCCCAGCCGGGCCAGUCGGUGUCGCUCGAGUGUGAGGAGAGUGAAGACGGGAAGAAGGGCAGCCACCAUAAUUUGGGCAGAGUUACCGCCAUGGUCGGCUUCCUGCUCACCGCCCAUUACCUCGUUGUCAGUUGCGCCAUGGGCCCACUCAUGCACGCUGUAGGGACUGCCUGGCCGCCCAUGUACUAUUGUGCCUGCGUCAGUUGUCUUGCGGCGAUGAUUAUGUCAUGUCUUUACUUCAUAAAGUAGAAUAUAUCAGUUUUACUCUCUGUAUAUUUUGUUGUUAGCUUCAACAAAGUGUGGGCGCUGUGGUGUGGCUUGCUCCUUCUUUCCAUUCAAACAUCUAUCGUCCUUAUCUCUCCCCCUUGUUUUCUUUACCCUUUGGUAUUGACACUUCUAAUCUUCGGCACUUACGUGGCCUAUCAGUUUUGAAAACGCUUUAAAACAACUGAAGCAGAGAACCCCCC